UGCUUGCUAACGAUUAUAUAAAUACACCAUUUGUGAAAAAAACAACAACAAAAUAUUGGAAUAGAAGACUACUAACAAUACACAAGCAGCAGUUGUUCAUCGAUGCAGUGGUUAACAAUAUCUGACCUAUUGAAGGCUGGAAUCAGCAGCAACAGCAACAACAAAAGCAACAGCAGCAUUUUUGAUAAAAUUCGGCCGCACUUAUUAGCGGUUGUUGUAUUUUGCAUCAUUGGUGGCAUCAUGACCAUGUCCAUAUUGCUUUCCCGGAGAUUACGGAUGCAUUAUGGAAUUUAUAUCUUUUCAGUAGUAUUAGCAUUCCUUUCGUGGACAGUCGUUGUUUCUAUAUUUUGUUAUCAAAUUGGCCUAAUAUACAGCUUGAUUUCGCUCGCUUUAACAUUAGUCGCAGGAGGAACAGCAAUUUUACUUGGUUUCAAAUCAAGACGAUUUACAGUCAAAGGGUAUUACUUCUUCUUCAUACUGCCUAUCAUACCAUUCAUCAUUGGAAAUGUCUUCUACAUUCUUUUACGAAUAUAUGGUUUUCCAUUCGACAUAUUAGCUGGAAUAUUCCUCGACAGCUCAAUAACUCUUGCUAUAUACUUGUCUACAGUGUGGUUAAAAUAUUCUCGUGAUAAAACAGUCACUUCGCCGGUGUUUAUCGUCUUUCUUGAAUUCACUGAGUUGGUGGCACUGUUCCUGGAAUCUGCUAUCGUAUUCUGUAAAACUUGAGGAACUAUUCUCACUCAACAAGUUGGAAUAAAAAAAGGCUGACACUGUGUCAGUUUUCGACCUUUCAUG
Trichobilharzia szidati is the source of this 795-nucleotide messenger RNA. The record is from the annotation of a GenBank genome assembly. Lineage: Eukaryota; Metazoa; Platyhelminthes; Trematoda; Strigeidida; Schistosomatidae.